Molecule: messenger RNA, 3589 nt
Organism: Aethina tumida (small hive beetle)
Lineage: Eukaryota; Metazoa; Arthropoda; Insecta; Coleoptera; Nitidulidae
Product: cell division cycle and apoptosis regulator protein 1-like
Exons: 8
Coding region: 127-3417 (1096 amino acids)
Biological process (GO): regulation of DNA-templated transcription
Cellular component (GO): nucleus
Source: RefSeq, a predicted model, not a curated record
AUUGAGUGUGCGAAUGACAGACAUUUUUUCUACCCCCGGUAAGAAGUAUUUUCGAUAAGCCGUGACGUAAUUGAUCGGAACUCCAAAUGAAACUGUCAAACAUACGUUCGUAACGAAAAAAAAAUAAUGAGCCAGUUCGGUAACAAAACGACCCCGUGGGCCCGUUCGAACCCAUCCCCGAACAUGGUGAAUCAAAACAACGCGGCACUGCAAACGCAAAUGAUGAACCAGAACCUAAGUAACCUGAACAACUCCGGCCUCAACUCGGGCCUCGUUCAGUUCCAACAACAGCAGGUCUUCCAGAACACGAUGCUGCCGCAACAGAACAUCGGCUUGGGUCUGCAACAGAUGGGCGGCAUAUCCAAUCCGAUAUUCCAGCAGGUAUCUUAUCCGAAUCCGCGGGGGCUCAACCCCACAGCGUUCCAAACGCAGAACAUCUCCUCGGUGCCGCCGGUGCAGAAUAACUCUGGUCCGGGUACGAAGCAGCGUUUCUUCACCGGCACCGUGACCAAAGUGCACGAUAACUUCGGUUUCGUCGACGAGGACGUGUUCUUCCAGACGAACGCGUGUGUGAAAGGAUCUAACCCGAUGGUCGGCGACCGGGUGCUGGUCGAGGCGACCUACAACCCGAGCAUGCCGUUCAAAUGGAACGCCACGAGGAUUCAGGUACUACCGACGACCAACGCGCCAAAUCGCAACGCUAAGAACUACUCGAACUCGAACUACAACGCGGUGCCGCCCCCGAACGACAAUUGCAAUGGCAAUUUCGGUAGGAAUCGGUCCAAGGCUAUGCUGGGCAGAGGCCGCGAGAGGUCGAGGGAGAGGGAUAGAGAGGAUGAGGAGGUUGAGAGGAAGAAACGGCGGGAGGAACGGUUGAGGGAAAGAGAAAAGGAGGAGAAGAAGUCGCCGAUUAGGCGAAGGUCCAGGUCUCCAAAGUCUAGGAGGAGGUCCAGGAUUGUUCCAAGAUAUAUGGUUCAAAUUCCCAAAAUUGCCUUGGAUAUGCCAAGAGCGGACGUUUUGGAGGUACGAAGACGCUACGCAAACAUCUACAUACCAUCGGACUUUUUCUUCAGCAACUUCCGAUGGGUCGACGCCUUCCCACCGGAUAAACCGUUCACCUUAAACAAACCGAGUUCAUUCCACAUCAUGAACAAGGAUAUCGAACCGUUGGUGAAAAACGAAGCCGUCUUAGAACCUCCAGAUGCCGACUAUUUAUUCUCUGCCAAAGUGAUGUUGAUGAGCGUGCCGGGUGUUGAAGAGCUUUACCAGAAGUGCUGCGCCAUGGCCGAGGACAAGGAUCGUCGCGAGCGUGACAGCGAGGAACGCGACUACGUCCAUCCGACUCGGCUGGUCAACUUCCUCGUAGGACUGCGCGGCAAGAACGAGACAAUGGCGAUCGGCGGUCCGUGGAGCCCGUCCGCGGACGGCGAACAUCCCGAUCGUGAUCCUGCCGUUCUCAUACGUACGGCCAUUCGCACAUGUAAAGCUCUCACCGGCAUCGAUCUGAGCAGUUGCACGCAAUGGUACCGCUUCCUGGAGCUGUAUUACCGGCGCGGCGAGUCGACGCACAGGGGGAGAGCGAUGCCGGCCCGCGUCGAGACCGUCGUCCUCUACUUGCCGGACGUGUGGAGCUGUUUGCCGACGCGGCUCGAGUGGGACGCGCUCCACCACCGCCACCGGACCGAGCUGGAGCGCAGGCUGGCGGCCGCUGCUGCCGUUCAGGCGGUCGUUGCCGCGGCGCAACCUGUCGAGAGAACGUCGUCGUCGGAGGCUGCGGCGGCGGCGGCGACGCAUCAGUCGGAGGAGGAGACUGCGGCGACGGCGGCCCUUGCAGACGAAAAGGACGAGGACACGGGUGCGGUCAAGCCGGAGCCGACGCACUACUCGCAACUCGACCCUCGUACAAUGGCUGUACAUGAUCUCAGAAAGGAACUGAAGGCCAGGAACAUCAACUCGAAAGGGCUUAAGUCGCAAAUGGUGGCCAGGCUACAGAAGGCACUCAAGGCGGAAAUGGAACGCGGUGAGGACGACAAUCCGGACGACGGUUCCGUUAAAGGUGAAGAAGAGUCGGAAGGAAUGGAUGUGGCUCAAGACGAAAAGAAGCUGGAGAUAGAGGAAAAGAAACUAGACGAAAAGGAGAAAGCACUCCUUGAAAAACGUUACACACUUCCCGAACAACCUCACAUAAUAGUAUAUCCGUCCAAGUCUGCGAAAUCGGGCAAAUUCGAUUGUACAACAAUGUCGCUCUCUUUGUUGCUUGACUAUCGUCCGGAAGAUACUAAAGAACACUCGUUCGAAGUGUCCCUGUUUGCUGAACUGUUCAACGAGAUGCUCAUGCGCGACUUCGGGUUCAACAUAUUCAGAGCCUUGCACGACCUGCCCGACAAAACGAAAGAGAAAGAAGAAAAAAAGAAAAAGGACGAUAACAAAAAGAAGGACAAGGAGGAGAAAAAAGAUGAGGAUAAAGAGAAGAAAACGGAGGAGGAGCCCAAAAAGGACGACGAGAAAAAAAGGGAUGCAAAGAAGGACGACAAACGUACGGACGAGAGCGAAGACGAGGACGAAGAGGAAGACGACAAGAAGAAAGAUAAACGCAAGAAGGAACGCGUCAAGUUGUAUACGAAAGACAAGCAUUUACUUUUAUCGUUCGUGUAUUUUGAUCAAACGCACUGCGGCUACAUCUUCGAUAAGGAUAUCGAAGAUUUGCUCUACACGUUGGGUUUGAAUUUGAGUAGGGCCCAGGUCAGAAAACUGGUGGGCAAAGUGGUGACUAGAGAUUCGUUGCAUUACAGGAAACUGACGGACAAACCGUGGGACGAAGAGAGUGUUACAGUAACGGAUUCCGAAAAGGAGGCGAAUCAUUUGAGGUGUUUGGCAACAGGGAACAAGAAGUUGUUGCCCGUUUUCAAUGCUGAUGAUCACGUUGAGAAAAAACCGAAGCUUGAAGAUUCAGAGGAGCAAACAAAAUCGAUUGAUGAUGGUAUGGUAAUGUUCAGGGGCGCACUGAUGGACGUGGGCAAACUAUUACAGCAGUUGGAACGCAGUGAAAAGGCGAGACUAGAAACUGAGUCGAGGAUGGUGGAUUUGAAGAACGAAAACACCAAACUGUCCGAUAAAUUUACAAAAUCAAACUCUACAAUCAAACAUUUAAAUACUGAACUCAAAGACUGCAAAGAAAAACUGAGGAAUGUCGAAGAUUCUCUCACUAAAGUUAAUGCGAAUUCGAAAUUAUAUCACAAUAUGUUGUGCGAUAUCAGAGAUAAAAUCGACCCUAUUUUAAAGGGUUCAAAAGACGAAUUAGUGGUGAAAAAGGAAGAGAAGGACAAGAAACAUGAAGAUAACAAAUCAAGAUGGGAAAAGGACACUCCUAAAGAAGAUGGGAAUGAUGAAUCAGUGGAAGUGAAAAAAGAAAAAUAGUUGUUAUAAUUUAUUGAUGUAUUUUUGUUCAUUUUGUUUUUCAUAAAUAGUAUUGAAUUGUGUGGAAUCAAUCAUUGACGGUAUAUUGAAUUAAUCACCUAGUCACGUAAUUUUUUUAUUGGUUUUCACUAAUUUGUAUAUAAGUUGCGAAAUAUAGUCUAUAUACAUUGUA